This is a messenger RNA of Oreochromis aureus, 2173 nucleotides long. RefSeq names its product NLR family CARD domain-containing protein 3-like. The coding region runs from base 92 to 2173 and encodes 693 amino acids. Lineage: Eukaryota; Metazoa; Chordata; Actinopteri; Cichliformes; Cichlidae. The transcript is spliced from 3 exons. The record is from RefSeq and is a predicted model, not a curated record.
AGGACUUCCAGAUCAGACUUCACUUCACAGCUGACAGAGCAGGAACAGAAAAACAAGUUCUGACACCUGUUGAAUCUUCACACGAUAAACGAUGACGACACAUAAAGAAGUCCUUCUGCAGACCUUGGAGGACUUGGGAGGUGAUGACUUCAAAAAAUUCAAGUGGAUACUGAGUCAGAAGGGGGCCCUGGAGGGUUUCCCAUCAAUCCCAACAAGUCGGCUGGAGAACGCAGACAGGCUGGACACAGUCGAUCAAAUGUUCCAGACCUACUCAACCAACACCAUUAAAGUUACUAAAAUGGCUUUGGUGAAGAUUGACAAAAAUGAUCUGCUGAAAAAUUUGAAAGACACAACCUCAGAACCCACAGAGAUUCAGAGAUUGUGUCAGCACAAGUUCAAGUCAAAUCUGAAGAAGAGGUUACAGUGUGUGUUUGAGGGGAUCACUAAAGCAGGAAACAAAACAAUUCUGAAUCAGAUCUACACAGAGCUCUACAUCAUAGAGGGAGGGACUGCAGAGGUCAGUAAUAAACAUGAAGUCACUCAGAUUGAAACAGCAUCCAGGAAACUAGACAGACCAGAAGCAACAAUUAGACAGGAAGCCAUCUUUAGAGCCUCACCUGGAAGAGAUGAACCAAUCAGAACAGUGCUGACAAUGGGAGUGGCUGGCAUUGGGAAAACAGUUUUAGCACACAAGUUCACUCUGGACUGGGCUGAAGGAAAAACAAACCAGGACAUCCAGUUCAUGUUUCCAUUCACUUUCAGAGAGCUGAAUCUGCUGAAAGAGGAAAAGUUCAGCUUGGUGGGACUUGUUCAUCACUUCUUUACUGAAACCAAAGAAGCAGGAAUCUGCAGCUUUGAAGGCUUCCAGGUUGUGUUCAUCUUUGAUGGUCUGGAUGAGUGUCGACUUCCUCUGGACUUCCACAAAACUAAAAUCCUGACUGAUGUUACAGAGUCCACCUCAGUAAAUGUGCUACUGACCAACCUCAUCAAGGGGAAAUUGCUUCCCUCUGCUCACCUAUGGAUAACCACAAGACCUGCAGCAGCCAAUCAGAUCCCUUCUGACUGUGUUUGUAUGGUGACAGAGAUCAGAGGGUUCACUGACCCACAGAAGGAGGAGUACUUCAGGAAGAGAUUCAGAGAUAGGGAGCAGGCUGGCAGGAUCAUCGCCCACAUUGAGACAUCACAAAGCCUCCACACAAUGUGCCACAUCCCAGUCUUCUGCUGGAUCACUGCUACAGUUCUGGAGAAUUUCCUGAAAACCAGUGAGGGUCGAGAUUUACCCAAGACUCUAACUGAUAUGUACAGCCACUUCCUGGUGCUACAAGCUAAAGGGAAGAAGGGCAAGUCUAAUGGCGGAGCUGACAGAGAUUCAUGGUGGAGUCCCGAAAUCAGGAAGAUGAUUGAGUAUCUGGGAAAACUGGCCUUUGAUCAGCUUCAGAAAGGAAACCUGAUCUUCUAUGAAUCAGACCUGACAGAGUGUGGCAUCGAUAUCAGCGAUGCCUCAGUGUACUCAGGAAUGUUCUCACACAUAUUUAAAGAGGAGAGAGGACUGUACCAAGACAGGGUGUUCUUCUUCACCCAUCUGAGUGUUCAGGAGUUUCUGGCUGCUCUUUAUGUCCAUCUGACCUUCAUCAACUCUGGAGUCAACCUGCUUAAAGAAAAAACAUAUCAGUUGUCUAAAGUUUUCAGAAACAAACAUACAGUUAAACAGUUUUACAAGAGUGCUGUGAAGAAGGCCUUACAGAGUCCAAAUGGACACCUGGACUUGUUCCUCCGUUUCCUCCUGGGUCUUUCAAUGCUGAACAAUGAGAGUCCCUCACAAGGCCUGCUAACACAGACAGGAAGUAUCUUACAGAAUAAUCAGGAAACAGUCCAGUACAUCAAGAAGAAGAUCAAUGAGAAUCUGUCUGCAGAGAAAUGCAUCAAUUUGUUCCACUGUCUGAAUGAACUCAAUGAUCGUUCUCUAGUGGAGGAGAUCCAACAGUCCCUGAGAUCAGGAAUUCUCUCCACAGAUAAACUGUCUCCUGCUCAAUGGUCAGCUCUGGUCUUCAUCUUACUGUCAUCAGAAAAAGAUCUGAACGAGUUUGACCUGAAAAAAUACUCUGACUCAAAUUCAGAGGAAGCUCUUCUGAGACUGCUUCCAGUCGCCAAAGCCUCCAAGAAAGUGCUGUAG